Molecule: messenger RNA, 1641 nt
Organism: Stereum hirsutum FP-91666 SS1
Lineage: Eukaryota; Fungi; Basidiomycota; Agaricomycetes; Russulales; Stereaceae
Product: family S53 protease
Exons: 14
Coding region: 1-1641 (546 amino acids)
Biological process (GO): proteolysis
Molecular function (GO): tripeptidyl-peptidase activity; serine-type endopeptidase activity
Source: RefSeq, a predicted model, not a curated record
AUGCGAGUCCACGAACGUCGUAAUGCAGCCCCCGGUGGGUUCGUGAAGAAUGGAGCGGCAGAUUCGGCGCAUAUGCUCAACCUCCGGCUUGCAUUGAAGCAGAACAACAUCACGGGGUUGCAGCAGCAGUUGUUGGCGGUCAGCACGCCUGGUAAUGCGCAGUACAGGCAGUUCCUUUCGAAAGCGGAGGUGGAAGCGAUGGUUGCGCCCUCGAACGAGUCUGUAGCUGCUGUUCAAGCUUGGCUCACGAAGAACAACAUCAGCUCGCAAACGCUGUCCCCUGCUGGAGACUGGAUCGGAAUCAACAUCUCAGUCCAACAAGCCAACACUCUCAUGGCCGCGGAAUUCACGAACUAUACCCACUCGACCACGGGUCUGAACGCCGUCCGAACGCUCAAUUAUUCGAUCCCUUCGACGUUAACUGAGCAUCUUAAUUUCAUUCAUCCCACUGCGACUAGCCAUGCCCCCGUUCUGAUUGCUCCCAUGCCCGCAAAGAGGAAGAACAAGAACAAGGCCGCAGGAACUGGUACCGGCACCGCUACAACUUCAUCUGUCACCGGCUGUGACCCAGCUGCCAUCGAUCCUACCUGCUUGCAGAACUUGUAUGGAAUUCCAACGACAUCAGCUACGCAAUCGACGAACACGCUCGCUGUAUCCGGGUUCAUCAACGAGUUUGCGAACGAGGCUGAUCUUGCUUCGUUUAUCACGGAGUUUAGGACUGACCUGUCAGCGACCAAUGCGACGUUCACGGCUGCGUCUGUCGAUGGAGGGAAGAAUACUCAGACCCUCAAGUUGGCAGGCGUGGAAGCUGGGCUCGACAUCCAGUACACUGUCGGCAUCGCCUCUGGAGUCCCUACUACUUUCGUCUCUGUUGGAAGCAACAAUGCGGACGGUGUUGGUGGAUUCCUUGACAUCAUCCAGGCCUUGCUCGCUGAGGAUAGCCCGCCAAACGUAUUGACCACCUCCUACGGCUUCAACGAGGAGGAUUUCACUGUAUCUGUCGCUGAUACCAUGUGCAAUGCCUACGCCCAGCUCGGUGCGCGUGGGACCUCGAUAUUCUUCAGUAGUGGCGAUGGUGGUGUGGCAGGCAACGCGGAUACAUGCGAUACUUUCGUUCCGACCUUCCCUUCGACAUGCCCCUAUGUAACCUCCGUAGGCUCCACCACUGGCAUUGGCCCCGAAACCGCAGCCGACUUCUCCUCCGGUGGUUUCUCCAACUUCUUCGGUAUCCCAGACUACCAAGCCGACGCCGUCUCCACCUUCCUCACUGCUAACGGCAACACCAACGACGGACUGUUCAACUCUUCCGGCCGCGCGUUCCCCGAUCUGAGCGCACAGGGAACGAACUUCCAGAUCUUCGUGGAGGGACAGCAGACGAGUGUCGAUGGGACUAGCGCGAGCAGUCCGUUGGUGGCGGCGAUGGUCAGUUUGUUGAACGAUGAGUUGAUCGCCGCGGGGCAGAGUCCGGUGGGUUUCAUGAACCCGUUGAUCUAUAGCAAUGCGGACGCGUUUACGGAUGUCACUGCUGGUGAUAACCCUGGGUGCGGCACGAACGGUUUCACCGCUGUUGCAGGAUUCGACCCUGUCACAGGCAUGGGGACACCGCUUUAUGCUUCGCUCAGGACCGCUCUGGGCCUCUAA